AUUUCAAGUUUUUUUUUUUUUUUUGAAGAGCCCUCUUUUGUCAUCUUUCACCUUGUUUUUUUUUGUUUUUAACGAAUACACAUCUCGCAUCGAUCCUGUCUUGGGUCAUUUGUCUUUAUCACUCCCAGACUCAUAGCAGCUACAGCAUUACAGAAUCAAUAGCAAUUCAACUCGGAAGCCUACCUUGAAACGCAUAUCCUAUGACUCUAGACAAUAUCUCUAGCGACCUUUUCUGUAUAUUCCUGGAAGAUGAUAUCGAGUAAAUAUGCCCAGUCAUUCGUGUAAAAUAGAGUGAGAUGAAUGCAUCUAUCCUAGUCAACUAAGUUGUCAAAUUUUUUGAUUCCCUAAUUAGCAACAAUGAAUUGUUUUUUGAUGCUGAUACCCCACCCGCCAUCACAAAAGAUCCAAGAAGACUUUAUCAUAAAAAAGAAAUGCAACAUGAAUUACAGUUGAUACGUUUAGAAUCAAAACAUGCUCAGGAUUGGGCCAAGUUCAACGAAGCGUUUGCCGAGACUGCAGAAAAAAUACCAGAAUCUGAGCCAGUAUGCUAUUCAGACAUUCUAUUGGGAACGACUGCUUUGGAGUUGUUAUUAACAGAUAUCAAGGAGACGAUCAGUUGUGCUACAGCAGUAGAAAGCAACCCUGCCAGUUCACUGCCAACACACACCGGUGACGUGGACACGAAUGAUCAUAGUAAUCACAGUAGCAGCAGUAACGUCACGGAGGAUACCAUGGAUGUCGAUGAGAUCAACGAAGAUAUUUUCGUUGAUGUGGAAGACCCAGAGGAUGAUGCUACCAUGGAUAGUGAAACGUCAAAACUAAAGAGAAAGAUGGGUAUGGAAAAGAAGACAAGAAAGAAGAUGCGAAUUGAAAACAAGGUGCUCAGGAGAAAAUACAGAGAAGCAUUCAACGAGUUAAAGAAGAAACAGCAAGAGGAAAUCAAAUGUGUGUUGACAUUGCAGUUGGCAGAAUUGAAUGAUUUACCAGAAGAGUAUCAGAGGCGUAAGUUGCAGUCAUUACCUUCCCAUUUGCAAGACCUGUUAAGAGAUAAAAAUGAAGAGGAUGCGGCAACGAUGCCCACAUUGCCAUUAAAGAGAACUGCUACAGCUGACGAAGACGCCAAAGACAGGGACAUGGAUACCAGUAAAGUGAAAAAAGCACGUGUUGAAGAAACAAUAAAAAGCGAAAAGAAAAAGAAGAAAGAUAGCCUAACUGCAGAUGGGAGAGACAAUAGCAAAAAUAGCAAAGUGGACGAUAAAAACAUAUCGAGCAGCACAACAGCAAACCAUGACAGUAUGAAGAAGAGUACAUCCACAACAACAACAACCACCACUUCUUUUUCAUCCACGUGUAAGAGUUCAAGUAAUAAAUCAGCAGCAGCAGAAGCCAAUGCACCUUCAUCAUUAAAAACUAGCAAGAAAAAGGAUAAGCACAACAAAUAUAAGCCAACCACAUCAUCGCCUCUUGUCACUGGGGCUGCCUAUACUAAAAUCGACGUACCAUCGUCCUCUUCUUCAUUGCAAGCGCAAACGCAGCAACCUCUCUUUUUCAAUCAUCCGGAAAGCAGCCAGAAGAAGAAAGGUAGAAAAUUCCACACCAUGUUAGGACCCAACUGUACCCUCUUCAUCAGAAAUAAGCCUCGACGCUCUGUCAUUAUCAGAGAUGCAGAAGGACAUGAGCAAUACUAUGGCGAUCCUGUAGACUACAAUGAUGCGAUCUUUGGCAUCAAGAGAGACAACAACCCGGUCUUUCAGCGACUGAUGGACGGUCGGCAAUACUUAUUCUAUAGGAAUGAGAAGGGCAAGGUUUUGACCAUUGGAACGACGGCACAGAUUCAACCGCAAAUCAAGAAAUACUUUUUAUCGCAAUGAAGAGUUUUUUCAAAAGCCAGCCUAUUUAUUCAUUUCCACAGUUGAUUGGAUAGCGUCUUUAUAUUCCCCUUUUUUUUUUUAAGGCUCUAUCUCUUUUUUUUUUUUUUUUUUUUUUUU
Molecule: messenger RNA, 1988 nt
Organism: Mycotypha africana
Lineage: Eukaryota; Fungi; Mucoromycota; Mucoromycetes; Mucorales; Mycotyphaceae
Exons: 1
Coding region: 432-1871 (479 amino acids)
Source: RefSeq, a predicted model, not a curated record